UAUCGCUGGCCUCGUCUUCUUGCAACAUUCCACAGGAGUGAGUUGCGCUCCAUAUGAAGCCCAACCCAAUCGCCCUCCGAAAUUUGGAUUGAGCUUGGCCACAAUGCAGUCGCAACAUUUCUGUCUGAUCUUUCUCCUAUGCGCCUGGCGAUCACUCGCCGGCCAUGCAUCAUGGGAACAGCCAGUCGACAACUCUACCAUGCUACAUCAUGAUAAGCGAUAUUUCACCGUCGGUAUUCCUGGACAAGGAACGGCAAACUCUAUUGGAGAGAAUUCCCAGCCAUGGCCCAACGCGAAGAUUCGGUAUUGCUUUGCGGACGACGAGGCCGAGACCGAAUUGAACGAUCAUGUCAUCAGUGGCAUGCAGUUAUGGUACGAGCAUGGCCUGAAUGAAAAUGUGUUCAAGAUGGUAAAAAUUGGCCGAACAGAGUGCAUGGGAGACCGAGCAAAUCACUUGGUGGUCAGUUACAAUGGUCAAGGCCACCUUGGAUCAAGCGUGGGGAAGAUUGUCGCGAACCCCCCCGACCAGCCGGGCCCCUCGAUGAUGCUGUCGACGUUAGAUAGCGUCGGCAUGCUGGAUGUUCGUGCGAACGUCGCGCAUGAGAUCGGACAUGCUUGGGGUCUACUUCACGAACACCAACGACCCAAUCUCUGGAGCGCCUUCAACUAUUUCACUGGUUCCUCCCAGUAUUACGACGCCUUUCUGUUCACUUGUCAGAAUAUGCGAGACUAUCAAGCCAAACUGGCAGAGCACGGUCAAGGAGUGAUGGAUAAUGCCUGCAAACUUCGUAGCGCCGCAGAGGCUAUCGACUUCUCAGCCAAGGAAUAUCUACCAAUCUUGGCACGAGGUGUAUUCCGCGAACCAGAUUUUAUUACCUCCCCUGACGCCGUUGAUUGGGACUCUCUCAUGCUCUAUGCGUCAGGGUGCGGAGGAGCAGGAGUAGCUUCCCCAGGAAAUGACCAGCGAGCACCUGUUCUUCAGCGACGUGAUGGCACGGCCCUGAGCCCGAUUGUUCUCAAAACUCAACCGAGUGUCAUGGAUGUCGCUGCUCUGUCGGCACUUUAUGCCGAGGCGGAAAGAAGUAUGUCCGAUAUGACGCUGCUAAUGGAUCCGAAACAUCCAAAGAACAGCCGGUUCAGGGAUCUCUUUAAGUCAUCGUCGGGCAGGUGUCUGUGAGAGGUUGAGGAACAAGCCAGCAACUCUCGAGAUGACCCAAGCUAGUUGCAAAGAACCGUCGCUUUCGCCAAUGCCAGGCGAUUAUUUUG
This is a messenger RNA of Eremomyces bilateralis CBS 781.70, 1266 nucleotides long. RefSeq lists its product as uncharacterized. Gene Ontology annotation, molecular function: metallopeptidase activity. The transcript has 2 exons. Lineage: Eukaryota; Fungi; Ascomycota; Dothideomycetes; Eremomycetales; Eremomycetaceae. The coding region runs from base 104 to 1177 and encodes 357 amino acids. The record is from RefSeq and is a predicted model, not a curated record.